AUGCUAUUUUAUAAGCCUCUGAAUAUAUGCUCUGGGCUUUUGCUACUUUGUAGUAAUGUGGAUGCCCAACAGGCAUCGAAUGCAAAGUUGCCGGAUCCAUUCCACUUCGUCGAUGGUAGUGCCGUCACAUCUAAGAGCCAGUGGGAUACCCGUCGAGAGGAAAUCAACCAGCUCUAUCAAAAUGACGAAGCCGGAACCUUUCCACCAAAGCCAUCGACCUUCUCUGCAACUUUCGCGUCAAACAUUCUCACUAUCACUUGCUCUGAAGGAGGCAAACCAAUUAGUUUCACAGCAUCAAUCAAAUAUCCAUCAUCAGGACAAGUUCCUUACCCCGCUAUCAUUGGCUAUGGCGGGGGUUCCAUCCCAGCACCUGCAGGAGUUGCAAUGAUCAACUACAACAACCUUGACCUAGCUGCUGAUGCCACCACUCGCGGUGGCGGAAAAUUUUACACUCUCUACGGCACAAGCACCACUGCAGGCGCCGAGGCUGCAUGGGCAUGGGGCGCCAGCCGAAUCCUCGACGCCCUCGAGAUAACCCCAGGCGCACGUAUCAACCCAGAGCGAGUCGGAAUAACAGGCUGCUCCCGCUACGGCAAAGGAGCCUUCAUGGCCGGCGCCCUCGAGCCACGCUAUGCCCUCACUAUCCCACAGGAAUCCGGCGUCUCGGGCUCUGGCUGUUGGCGCCUCGCCGCAGACCUGAAUAAGAAUGGGCAGAGCGUCGAGGCGGCCGGGAAUCUCGCCAUGCCCAACACCAACUGGCUUUGCCCGGCCUUCGACACGUUUGCCAAGGCUAUCAAUACUCUGCCCUUCGACCACCACAUGAUUGCUGGUAUGAUUGCACCUCGCGGCCUCUACGUUAUUGACAAUCUGGACUACGUGUGGCUCGGCCCGGAGAGCAAUUUCGGCUGUAUGACCGCUGCGCAGGAAAUCUACAAGAGCUUAGGUGCCACAUCCUCUAUGGGUUAUUCGGCGAUUGGAGGGCACGCACACUGCGCCUUCGACUCACGCCAGCAGUCGGAGCUUACUGCCUUCGUGAACCGAUUCUUGCUCGACAAGGACGUGGAUACCACGGUAAUUAACAAUGGUGGGGGGUUCACGUUUGAUAAGUCGAAAUGGAUUAACUGGACUACUCCGACAUUGACGUGA
Molecule: messenger RNA, 1146 nt
Organism: Pseudogymnoascus verrucosus
Lineage: Eukaryota; Fungi; Ascomycota; Leotiomycetes; Thelebolales; Thelebolaceae
Exons: 1
Coding region: 1-1146 (381 amino acids)
Source: RefSeq, a predicted model, not a curated record